AGCUGUCAUGCAACCAGAGUAACCUGUGACAUUCAUGUCACGCCAACACUUUGAUAUAAAAGAAACAUUUCACUGCCAUUGUUUUAGUUAGCACAACCUCUUUAGCCAAAUCAGAAAGAUGGAGGGAGAACUGAAGCAGAAGCUGCUGAAGAGUGCAUUAGAAGAAGAAGAGGAGGAACUAACACUAGUGAAGAGGGUGUGGAACGAGAGCAAGGUGAUGUGGGUGGUGGCAGCACCAGGCAUUUUCAGUAGAUUCUCCACCUUUGGUCUCAAUGUUAUAAGCCAAGCAUUUAUUGGUCAUAUUGGUUCAAGGGAACUCGCUGGCUUUGCUCUUGUCUUCACUGUUCUCGUUAGGUUCGCCAAUGGUAUUCUGUUGGGAAUGGCUAGUGCACUGUCAACACUUUGCGGACAAGCAUACGGUGCUAAAGAAUAUGGCAUGAUGGGAGUGUAUCUUCAAAAAUCAUGGAUAGUUUUGUUCUUAACUGCAACCUGUCUUCUUCCGCUAUUCAUCUUCACAAGUCCAAUUUUGAUGUUGUUAGGCCAAGAUGAAAGUAUAGCACAAAUGGCAGGAAUCAUUUCUAGUUGGUCAAUUCCUAUUUUAUUUGCUUUUAUUGUCUCGUUCACUUGCCAGAUGUUUCUGCAAUCUCAAAGCAAGAAUACCAUCAUUGCAUUCUUGGCCGGUUUCUCAAUAAUUAUUCAUUUGUUCCUCUCUUGGCUAUUGACAAUAAAAUUCAAGUUCGAAAUUGCUGGUGCAAUGACUUCAAUGAGUUUGGCAUUCUGGAUUCCUAAUAUUGGUCAACUAAUUUUUAUUACAUGUGGUUGGUGCUCUGAUACAUGGAAAGGUUUCUCAUUUUUAGCGUUCAAAGAUCUUUGGCCUGUUGUCAAGCUUUCCCUUUCAUCUGGUGUCAUGUUAUGUCUUGAGCUCUGGUACAACACAAUAUUGGUUCUUUUAACGGGCAACAUGAAAAAUGCAGAGGUCCAAAUUGAUGCUUUAUCUAUAUGCCUCAACAUCAAUGGAUGGGAAAUGAUGAUAUCACUUGGUUUCAUGGCUGCUGUGAGUGUUCGAGUGGCAAAUGAGCUUGGAAAAGGAAGCUCCAAAGCUGCAAAAUUCUCGAUAGUUGUGACAGUGCUUACAUCUUUUGCAAUUGGAUUCGUUCUCUUCUUAUUUUUCUUAUUUUUUAGAGAAAGACUUGCUUACAUAUUUACCUCAAAUAAAGAUGUCGCUAAUGCUGUUGGAGAUUUGUCACCUUUGUUGGCAAUUUCUAUUCUACUAAAUAGUGUCCAACCUGUACUCUCAGGAGUUGCUAUUGGAGCAGGGUGGCAAAGCAUUGUAGCAUAUGUGAACAUAGGGUGUUAUUACAUCAUAGGUAUCCCUGUAGGAGUUGUGCUUGGUAAUGUUUUCCAUUUGCAAGUCAAGGGUAUAUGGAUCGGAAUGUUGUUUGGAACAUUUAUUCAAACUUUGAUGCUAAUUAUAAUCACCUACAAAACUAAUUGGGAUGAGCAGGUAACUAUAGCUCGUAAUCGUAUUAAUAAGUGGUCGAAAGUGGACCCUGAUCAUGAAACAAUUACCUCAGAUAAUUAGUUUCAUGGUCCUUCGAGAUUUAUUUCUUUAAAUUCAAAAUUAGUAAAUCUAACUGCGGAUUUAUUAAUUUAUUGUAAUAUUUUGUCUGGUGUUAGUGUUAUAUAUACAUCCAAAUCAACUAUCAAUUUAUAUAUUAUAAAUAGAAGUUUUUGUCAUGU
Cajanus cajan (pigeon pea) is the source of this 1740-nucleotide messenger RNA. RefSeq names its product protein DETOXIFICATION 21. NCBI's taxonomy places the organism in Eukaryota, Viridiplantae, Streptophyta, Magnoliopsida, Fabales, Fabaceae. Gene Ontology annotation, molecular function: xenobiotic transmembrane transporter activity; antiporter activity. Gene Ontology annotation, cellular component: membrane. Gene Ontology annotation, biological process: xenobiotic detoxification by transmembrane export across the plasma membrane. The record is from RefSeq and is a predicted model, not a curated record.